Molecule: messenger RNA, 4472 nt
Organism: Hyla sarda
Lineage: Eukaryota; Metazoa; Chordata; Amphibia; Anura; Hylidae
Product: zinc finger protein 436-like
Exons: 7
Coding region: 2066-4336 (756 amino acids)
Biological process (GO): regulation of transcription by RNA polymerase II
Molecular function (GO): DNA-binding transcription factor activity, RNA polymerase II-specific; RNA polymerase II cis-regulatory region sequence-specific DNA binding
Source: RefSeq, a predicted model, not a curated record
GGGGACAGGGAGAGUGAGCCCUAAGCUGUCCCUAGUGACUCUCUCCCUGACUACUUGCCCAUAAACCCUAUGCAGUGAAACGACAACUUGGAGCGGUUCCUCCCUGCGCUACAGUGCAGUGGCGUAAAAACAAAUAAUAAGCAUAGUCAGUCACAGGGCAGAAACGUAAAACUACCAGAUGUACCAGACAGGAUACAAAUACUAACAGGGCAGAAUAUAGUGUAUAAACAAACUGUUCACAAACUGGAAUCCAAAUUAAUGGCAGACAUGAUAAAAUGAAGACGACUAGGUAUGGAACAGGUAUACAGCAGAAUCUAAGAAAUGCAGGGGAUGGACGGAAGAACUGAGAGCUAAAACACUAAACUGAUCAGGUAACAUAGGACACUGUUCACACUGGGACACAGAACAAACAAACGGGACACUCCACAAAAGGAAUAGAUGGUAUAAUAAUAAAGUCAAAUUAAAGUACUACCUGGCGGGGCAAUGUGAUCAGGAUGCUGACCUAGUAGGAAAACAGAAAUAUAAAAACACGAAACACAGGACUAGAACCGUAUGAGUCUAAAUAGACUCCAGGAUACCAAACAGGAAUUAUAACAUACAAAGCACAGGUAACAAGCAAGACUAAAAAUGGACGAGUCUGAUUAGACUCCAAGAUGCCAAACGGGAAUAAUGACAUACAGAGCACAGGUAACACUAGACUAACACAGUGUGAACACAGACAGGACGGACAUACUAAUCCUAAAACCAACAAAUGUAACAAAGACUAAAAUCUUCAAUAAACAAGACCAUUUAACCAUGGCUAAAACUCAGAUAAAAUAACAUGAUAAAUACAAGGUAAAUGCUCAAGCAGACAUAGAGUAUUGCACAAAAUAACCAGCAAAGAAUGCAGGAGAAGUCUGGUUUAAAUAGACCCACCCGAGUUCUAAUUGGUUCACAGCAUUAACUUUUCCCUAUCCAGGGAGAAUAGCAAACUGCUCCGAAAAACAACCUAGUGUGUGAAUACACACCUAAACAAAACAAAAAAACUAAUCAAACGGACAUUAUGGGGUCACUUUUGGAUGGUUUCCACAGUAUUAGGGGGGCACUGCAAAUGUAUUUGGUAUCAGAGAAUGUUUCCUGCAAAAUCGGGGUCUUUCCCUUCUGAGCCCUGCUCUGUGUCCAAAUAGCUGCUUAUGAAUACAUAUGGGGUUUUUCUGAAUUUGGGAGAUAUUGGGUUACAAAUUAUGUGGGCCUUUUUUUCAUUUAACCCCUUGUGAAAAUGGAAACAUUACACAAGUUGUAGUGUAAAAAAAUCUAAUUUUUCAUUUUUGACCUGCUUUUCCUAACACUUGUGAGGUGUAAAUGCUCACUAUACCCCUUAUUAUGUGCCUUAAGGGGUGUCAUUUCCAAAAUGGUGUAUGGUGAAAAUGAAAAGUUCGGGGUUAUGCCAGCAUUUUAGUGAAAAAUUUAAUUUUUCAUUUUCAUGGUCCACUGUUAGCAAAUUGUGUGAAACAUCUGUGGGGUGAAAAUACUCGCUGCACCCCUUGUUACAGUUCAUCCACUAGGUGUUCCUUCAUGUCUGAGGCCCAUGAUUGACUCAAGUAGUGCACUAGGGCCACAUAUGGGAUAUUUCUAAAAACAGAAGAAUUGCAUCCUAGACACAUUUUCCUUCCAUUUUUCGUUCCUUUGUUGCAUAUUAUUUCACAACUCUUGAUUUGUUCCACCUCGUUACUCCAUUCUUUAAUACUUGGUGCCCUAGGGGCAAACCCCUUUUAAGGAUAAGUAUUUUGGUUAUUCCUAACAGUUUAAGAAUUGAUUGUUUUUUUUAUUUUUUUUCAACCCUAUUCCCAAAAUGGUGGUUCUAACAUUAUAAUCUAGCUUUACUUUUAGCUGUUGCUUUAUCUUUCCAUAUAGUUCUUUUUGGAUCUGAACGCAUCCCCAAAUCAUAUGAAUUAGAUCUGCAUUUCCCACCUGACAGGGCAUUCUGCGUCCUUUCUUUUAUCAAUAUUGUGUAAAGGUUCCUUCAACCCAGGAUCCUCUGCUUAUAUCUUCUAUAUAAAGAAUUCUCCUGCAUGACCCCUCAACCAUGGAGAGAGACAGGAACAAGAUGGCCGACAGGAUCAUAAACCUCACCCUAGAGAUACUCUUCCGGCUUACUGGAGAGGAUUACACAGUAGUGAAUAAGUCCUCUAGUGGGCGCUGUCGGGCCCCUGUGUGUGAAGGAUGGGGAAGAACCCUGAGCCCAAUCCCGGGGCCCCCACCUCACUCCCUGAUACAUGAGGAAAUGGAUGAACAGAAGAUACUAGAACUGAUCAACAAGAUGAUGGAGCUGCUGACUGGAGAGGUUCCUAUAAGGUGUCAGGACGUGGCGGUCUAUUUCUCCAUGGAGGAGUGGGAGUAUGUAGAAGGACACAAGGAUCAGUACAAGGAUCAGGUGAUGAUGGAGGAUCAGCAGCCCCUCACAUCAGCAGUCAGAUCCAGUAAGAGAACAGCAGCAGAGAGGUGUCCCCGUCCUCUUCUUCCACAGGAUCAGGAUCAGGGUGAAUAUCUGAACAAUAUUAAUGCUACAAACAUAAAGAAAGAAGAAGAGACAGAUGUGAGCGGUGAUGAGCAGUAUAAGGAGGACAUUCCUACAGGGAAAGAUCUAAACUAUAGUAAUGCUACAGACAUAAGGGAAAAAGAAGAGACAGAUGUGAGCGGUGAUGAGCAGUAUAUGAAGGUCAUUCCUACAGGGAAAGAUCUAAUCUAUAUUAAUGCUGAAGACAUAAAGGAAGAAGAAGAAAAGACAAAUGUGAGCCGUGAUGAGCAGUAUAAGGAGGACAUUCCUACAGGAAAAGAUCUGAUCUAUAAUACUGCUACAGACAUAAGGGAAAAAGAAGAGACAGAUGUGAGCAGUGAUGAGCAGUGUAUGGAGGACAUUCCUACAGGGAAAGAUCUAAUCUAUGUUAAUGCUGCAGACAUAAAGGAAGAAGAAGAGACAGAUGUGAGCGGUGAUGAGCAGUAUAUGGAGGACAUUCCUACAGGGAAAGAUCUAAUCUAUAUUAAUGCUACAGACAUAAAGGAAGAAGAAGAAAAGACAGAUGUGAGCGGUGAUGAGCAGUAUAAGGAGGACGUUCCUACAGGAAAAGAUCUAAUCUAUUUUAAUGCUACAGACAAAAAAGAAGAAGAGACAGAUGUGAGCGGCGAUGAGCAGUUUUUCGAGGUCAUUCCUACAGGUCACCGCUCAGAUGACUGUACCAGGAGAUCAGAAGAGAAUCUUAUAUCUUCAUAUUAUAAAGCAGAUGAUGAUAUCACACAAGAUACAUAUGAAGAACAUUCCAUUAUCCCAGAUACACCCUCAGCCCUUCACAGCCAAGAUCUGUCAUCUCAUCCUGUUAUACCCGUCCUGUCUACUGAUCCAUCACAGGCUGUUAUACAAAAUAAGAGCAACAGAAGGGUUGUUAGACAUGGAAAAGCUUAUACAGAGAAGGAGCCAUUUUCUUGUUUAGAAUGUGGGAGAUGUUUUACUCAAAAAUCAAGACUUUUUAGACAUCAAAUAACUCAUACAGGAGAGAAGCCGUUUUCAUGUUCAGAAUGUGGGAAAUGUUUUAAUGAAAAAUCAGGACUUUUUAGACAUCAAAUAACUCAUACAGGAGAGAAGCCAUUUUCAUGUCCAGAAUGUGGAAAAUGUUUUCUUCGUAAAUCAUAUCUUGAUAAACAUCUGAGAACUCACACAGGAGAAAAGCCAUUUCUUUGUCCAGAAUGUGGAAAAUGUUUUUCUCAAAAAACACAGCUUGUUAGACAUAAGAAAAUUCACACAGGGGAGAAGCCAUUUUCAUGUUCAGAAUGUGGGAAACGUUUCACUAAGAAAUCAACUCUUGUUGGACAUCAAAUAGCUCACACAGGAAAGAGGCCAUUUCCAUGCCCAGAAUGUGGGAAGUGUUUUAUUGAGAAAUCAGAUCUUGUUGUGCAUCAAAGAAUUCACACAGGAGAAAAGCCAUUUUCAUGUGCAGAAUGUGGAAUGUGUUUUUUAAAAAAAUCUAAUCUUGUUGCCCAUCUAAGAACUCACACAGGAGAGAAGCCAUUUUCAUGUCCAGAAUGUGGGAAAUGUUAUACUACUAAAUCAAAUCUGCUGAAACAUAAAAAAUCUCACACAGGGGAGAAGCCAUUUUCAUGUUCAGAAUGUGGGAAAAGUUUUAUUCACAAAACAAAUCUUGUUGAACAUCAAAGAACUCACACAGGAGAAAAACCAUUUUCAUGCCCAGAAUGUGGAAAGUGUUUUAUUCAAAAAUCACAUCUUGUUUCCCAUAAAAGAACUCACACAGUGGAGAAGCCAUUUUCACACCCAGAUUGUGGGAAAUGUUUAACUUCUCAAUGAAAUCUGCUUCAACAUAAAUAAAACUUACACAGGAGAGAAGCCAUUUUCAUGCCCAGAAUGUGGUAAAUGUUUUAUAUAUAAAAAAAAAAAUCUAAUCUUGUUGCCGAUCAAAGAACUUACAGAGGGGAGAAGCCAU